Molecule: messenger RNA, 1389 nt
Organism: Haemonchus placei
Lineage: Eukaryota; Metazoa; Nematoda; Chromadorea; Rhabditida; Trichostrongylidae
Source: the annotation of a GenBank genome assembly
AUGGUAGAAACAGGAGAUAGUGAGCUGAAAAACGCCCUGCCGUAUCUCAUCAUCUUGCUUUUGAUCACAAUCUCUGUGAUACCAUUGAUGAGUAGUCAUCUGGAAGAACGACGGAAGGAAAGCCUCAAACGAGCCGAGAAAGCGCCGUGGAUUGAUCAGAUGCCGAAUGCUUUGCCACUGCUGGAGGUCAACAAAUACUACACAAUCAGUCCCAACUUCUCAUCGCUCAGAAAACUUAAUGACACACUGCGAAAUUUCAAUCAAGCCUACAAAUUUCCAGUGAAUGAAACCAUCGAGGAUCAGGAGGCAAAUAUGUUUUUGGAAGUCCAUGUUACACAAAUGGAUAACAAUGUUACAAGAAUGGUAAAAAGAAGAGUGCAAACGAAGCUUUCAUCACUGGCAAUGAAAAUGGUCGAGCAUGGUCCGUAUGAGUUUGAAUUUGAUCCAACAGAGGUUGGAGAUCUGUUCGACUCAGUCUCGCAGCUUCUGGCUAGAGAACCAAGUCUGCUACAGCUGGCUUCAGAUGUGUGGAUCUACGGCAACCUCGACGGCAGCUAUUCUACUGUAUAUCGAUGGCUGCACUCAAAUGGUUGGCCGCCUAAAAGAAAAGUGCUAUUCCUCGGUGGCUAUACAGCAGAUGGACAGUAUUACUCUCUGGAAACAAUCACUCUACUUUUUGCUCUCAAGAAACAAAUGCCAAAUCAUGUGUACUUGUUGCGAGGCGCUUCAGAGGUGUACCCGAUACAUAUUGAGGGUCGUUUUUCUCGCCGAGUUACCAGAUGUUUGGAAGGAGUCAUUCAACGUGCAUGUGGAUACCUGCCUUUGGCAGCAACGGUUGCUGAUACGAUUCUUUGUUGCCAUGGUGGAAUCACACCAAGGCUUACAAAACUGAGUGAAAUUACCGAUAUCAGACGACCGAUACAUCAUAUCAAAAAGGGUACAAUCGCAGCGGAUCUGAUAUUCAGUGUGAUUAGCAAAACUACUGGACUAAUACCCGGUGCACGUGGUCAUCGAUUCAAUCCAAUGGUUGAUGAAACGGAAUUCCUUCUCAAGGCAUUAGGGAUGGAAAUGCUUAUCAGGAGUAGAAAUCCAGUGAAACAGGGAUAUCAGUCAUUCGGAGCACGAACGAUUUCAAUAUGGUCGGCACCGGGUGAAUCGAAUUGCAAAGCCGGAUCAGCAAUCCAUGUGAACUGUUCCAAGGUUCUAACAAUCGUCAAAAUGGGCGAAUAUGGUACCUUCACCAAAGAACAAACUGCUAACGCUUCUAAACAGCCACAUGACAGAGGAGCGGAUGCAUUACUACCCAUGAACAAGGAUCGCGAAAGAAGAAAGAAAAAGGCAGCCAAAAAAGAAGGAGGAAAACGUUCUUCUGAUAAUAGAGAGACGUAG